ACCAUAAAGUUUCGAAACAAUCUGUGGCAACACAAAUGGUCUCCUUUCCACGUUGAAAUUUACUGAACCGGUUCACGCCUAAUAAAUAUCUAUGUAUAUCUGUCUAGAUUUUCGCAUCUGACUGUGAAUGAACUCCCUCCUUCGCUUACAACAACUGUGGAAUUCUGACGUAACGAGAGAUCUGGUCGUAUCGGAAUUGUGUCGCUCGACAAUCAGGCCGAAGGGAAUCGCAAUAAAAUAAUGACGGAGCAAGAAAACGAGGAAUUGGCACCGUCAAAUCUCGGCACUCUCGAAUUCUGGGAGAACGCGUACGCCCAGGAACUCGACAACUUCCACGAUCACGGCGACGUGGGCGAGAUAUGGUUCGGCACCGCCAAUUCGCGCAAAGUCGUACGGUGGAUCACCACGAAAUUGGAUUUAAAUAGAGAAAGCGAUAAAAUAAUCGACGUAGGAUGCGGUAAUGCAAUGACUUUGGUAGAACUCGCGAAACAAGGUUUCGCAGACUUGACAGGAGUAGAUUAUUCACAGAAAGCGGUGAAUCUCGCCCGUAUGGUGUUGAAUGAUAAUAAUUUACCAAAUGUGAAAUUAGAAGUCUGCGAUAUUCUCAAUAAUACAUUAUCACAUGACUUUAAACUUGUCCAUGAUAAAGGCACUUAUGAUGCUAUUAGUUUAAAUCCAGAAGAUCCAACAGCGAAGCGACAGAGAUAUAUAGAAAAUAUACAUCACAUUCUUUUGCCAAAAGGAUAUUUAGUAUUGACUUCCUGUAAUUGGACCAAGGAAGAAUUAUUAAAACAAUUUACGAAUCAUUUCGAACUCGAAAGUCAACUUCCUGCGGAUACAUUUCAAUUUGGUGGACAGACAGGAAAUACUGUAACACAAUUGGUAUUUAGGAAAAAAUGAUAAUAAAAAAAAUUUUUAUGUGUAUAUUUAUAUAUACAUAUUAUACUACAUACACAAAUAAACGAGAUAUUUGUA
Messenger RNA from Nylanderia fulva, 975 nucleotides. Its product is annotated as EEF1A lysine methyltransferase 2. NCBI's taxonomy places the organism in Eukaryota, Metazoa, Arthropoda, Insecta, Hymenoptera, Formicidae. Gene Ontology annotation, cellular component: cytoplasm. Gene Ontology annotation, molecular function: protein-lysine N-methyltransferase activity. The record is from RefSeq and is a predicted model, not a curated record.